Molecule: messenger RNA, 357 nt
Organism: Somion occarium
Lineage: Eukaryota; Fungi; Basidiomycota; Agaricomycetes; Polyporales; Cerrenaceae
Source: the annotation of a GenBank genome assembly
AUGGCCUUCCGCCCACACACACACGCCCGCACUCUUUUCUCCCUUCACACUUUCCUCAUCCUCACGGUCCUCGCACUCCCUCACAUUACAAUUUCAUCCCCACUCACCUCCCCUCCAAAUAUCCCAAACAACCAAAUUCAAGUCCCAUUCAACCUCGUCCCCACCACCCAUAUCGACUCUCCCACUACGCCACUUCCAAGUGUUGAUGACAUCCACUCGACCAGCCACGUCCCGAUGCCAGUGGGAGGAAACGAGGGUCAUCAUCGCGGCUCGGAAGUCAUGACGGACGUACCCCGGUCAAGAUAUGGCAUUGUGGACUUAUCAGCACACAUACCCGUUGGAUUCCUACUCAAUUAG